AUGACAGACAAGUUCCUGUCUGUCAAGGCUGCCUGCUCUGCACUCCUGAGGCAUGCUGUCAACAUUGGCCUCAAGUUUGGAUCGUUUCAUAUGAUUUGCCACGACUUUGCCACCCAGUUUGCUACGGCAUACUCUGCAGAGGUUGCACGCCUGCUGCUCAACCAUGAGCAGGCCAAGGACACUCUGCACAGGAACUACACUGGCGGCAUCUUGAACUUCAACACCAUUGCGCUUUGGGCGGGCAAGCUGUGUGAGGACAGGGACCAGGAGAUCAUCAACAUUCUUGCGCGCUUGACCUACUACGAACAGAGGGCAAAUGGUCCAGGGGUACAGGCGCUGGCAGAGGAGAGUGCCAGUGGUGUCCCUCCUGUCCAGAGCAAGGGUCACGUCCACUGCCACAGCAAGAACAGGCCAGCAGAGCAACUUGAGGCAGACUGUGCCAAGGACCAGGCCUACAGACAGCUCAAGGACACAUUCGAUGACGCUUCAAAGGAAGUUGAGGUGCGCACAGUCAUCAAGGUCUUUGAGAAUCACAAGUUCAAUCAGCAACAUCUCAAGGCCAACAAGGUGUUCAACUCCAUGGCAGAGGGCAAGGCCAAACGUCUUUGCAAGGAGCAAUAG
Pseudozyma flocculosa PF-1 is the source of this 621-nucleotide messenger RNA. RefSeq lists its product as uncharacterized. The record is from RefSeq and is a predicted model, not a curated record. The transcript has 2 exons. Bases 1 to 621 code for a protein of 206 amino acids. Lineage: Eukaryota; Fungi; Basidiomycota; Ustilaginomycetes; Ustilaginales; Ustilaginaceae.